Necator americanus (New World hookworm) is the source of this 300-nucleotide messenger RNA. RefSeq lists its product as uncharacterized. NCBI's taxonomy places the organism in Eukaryota, Metazoa, Nematoda, Chromadorea, Rhabditida, Ancylostomatidae. The transcript has a single exon. The record is from RefSeq and is a predicted model, not a curated record. The coding region runs from base 1 to 300 and encodes 99 amino acids.
AUGUCAUCGAUUUGUUCCUCUUGUCAAUUACGAUUCAAUCCGAGUGCUUUUUUUACGCCAAUUCGGGUUACAAUCCCAUACGUCCAAGAAUCCAGCUGUUCAGAACACUAUGAGAUCGCAACAGUCAAAGAUUUGAAUAUUCUGGAAGAAAAUUUGAAUAGCGCUUGGGUGUUUGGAUUUCAGAAUGGCUCAGAGAAGAAAAACCAUGGGAAGAUCAUGGAGAACGGGCAGUUUAGGCAAGCAUCCUCGCCGAAAGGUUCGGCUAUGGCUGCACGAUCGAUGGCUCAAAACCAUGGUUGA